Molecule: messenger RNA, 2738 nt
Organism: Microplitis demolitor
Lineage: Eukaryota; Metazoa; Arthropoda; Insecta; Hymenoptera; Braconidae
Gene: Bsg
Product: neuroplastin
Exons: 6
Coding region: 303-1373 (356 amino acids)
Biological process (GO): cell surface receptor signaling pathway
Molecular function (GO): transmembrane signaling receptor activity
Source: RefSeq, a predicted model, not a curated record
AAAGAGUCACGAGUGUGUACAUUUCCCUACUCCAAUUUAAUUAUCAAUUUAUUAUUUCAAUUAUUCUGUUGGUUAAAAAUUGUUAAUUAUUAUUUAACAAUAAGUCGUGUGUGAAAGAACUAAUAAAUUAACAUCCAUAUGACGUCUAAAUAAAAUAUACAAUUUUUUAAAAUUUAUUUAAUAAUUUAUUGUAAUAUAGUGUGUAAGUUUUAUCGAACAACUCGAAGACAGUGGCCGUGAAGUUACGAACAAAAGCACAAUAAAGGGGAGUUAAGUAUAAAAACUUGAAACAAGCAACAAAAAUGAAGAAUCAAGUUGUUCAUGUCUUGCUUAGUACUCUAUAUUUAGCAAGCAUCUAUACGAUCCAGGCUGUUAAUUACAGCGGAACGACCGAAGUACAAGAGGGACAACCAUGGAGUAUUAUAUGUACGGGUUUAAAAGCUGGAGAAAAAAUAAUUUGGACAAGAAAUGGGCAACAGUUUGAAGAAUUAUCGUCUGGUGAUAUCAGAGUAUUUAAGCCAGAUAAAGGAGUCAGUGAAUUAAAGGCUGAGCACGCUACUGAAUUACACGAAGGAAGCUACAAAUGUACUCCCAGUAGUAAUGAAUCCUACCACCUUACAGUUAAAACAGUGACUAAAAUAAAAGUUCUUACAAGCUCUGAUGUACCAAUGAUUCUGGAAUGUGAUAAUCAUACGGCUGGGGAAAAAGUUGAUUGGUAUAUAGACGGAGAAAGUGUUGCUGAAAAAUUCGCAGAUAAAGACGAACUUCUUAAAGUUGACAGCAAUGGAGUACUUACAAUAUAUCAAAAUUUAAUAGAUGUAUUUGGAAAUUAUACGUGUAAUACCACUGCCCAUGCAAACUCAACAAGAUUCUUUCGAAUCGUUCCCAGACCAACGGCACUUCUACGUGAAGCAGAAAAUGUAGUCGAGGGCGAAAAGCUCCAUAUGGUCUGCAAAGGACACCAUUAUCCAGGAUUAAAAGUUAUGUGGGAAUUUGCUGGCAAAACUUACAACAACAGUGAAGGCCGAGUUAAAUUAUUGCCAGAUGAAGAACGGGGAAUUAAUCGCGCAAUACUUAGCGUUGAUAAUAUUCAGAUGAGCGAUCACGGUAACGUAACUUGUAAAGUUGCGUAUGAUUGGAACGAUACUCCAAACCACAUGAACAGCACAACAGCUACACUCAGAAUCAAAGAUAAAUUAGCAGCUCUGUGGCCAUUCCUCGGAAUUUGUGCUGAAGUCGUCGUACUCUGUGCCAUUAUUCUAAUUUAUGAAAAGAAACGUAAUAAAUCUGAAUUAGAAGAGUCUGAUACUGACCAAAGUCCCGAUACCAAGCCAACGCCCAACAAGGACUCUGAUGUGAGACAGAGAAAGUAAGCAGCGGAAAUCUAAGUAAUGUUAAAAAAAAAAAAUAUUAAAAUUAUUAGAAGGCAGUGUUAAGGCUCCAGUAUAAUAUUUAAAGAUGAGAACAAAUGUGAGGAUGUUGCUAGUGCUGAUAAAUAAAAAAUCUAGGACGAAAACAAUAAUAAUUAAAUAAAAGGAUACCGCCGUUGCUCCUUGCUGCUGUUAUAUUAAUUUUAAAAAAAAUAAAAUUUGAGUCAACAAUUAAAUACUACAACGUUAGUUAAUUAAUUGCACACGAGUGUGCCUUGUUCGAGGAUCCAUUUCUCGUAAGCGCAGUAAUUUUUUUCCAUUGUGAAGAACUACAUUUAAAAUAAUUAAAAAAGUAUAAAGUAUUUCAUAUUAUUCAUGCAUUUUUAAUACAAUUGCAAUGGAAAAAUUAUUAAAUUAAGUGCACCAUUAUUUUAAUUAAUACAUCUGAAUAAUCACUGUGCACUAUUAUUAUUAUUAAUAUUAAUAUUAAUAUUAUUGUUAUUUAUAUUUACAAGUUUAAUAUCUAAGAGAUUUUUGUUUUUUAAGUCAUUUUUUUUUUAUUUCUUUUAAGGGGGACAGGGAUCUGAAAUACAAAAAACAAAAAAAGAGGAUAUUUUUGUGAUUUUUUUUUCAGAAAAGUUUCUUUAUUAAAAUUCUCAAAAUUUGUGAUCUUAUUAAGCAUCAUUUCAAGAAUGUUCUACUAAAUUUUCAUAAAAAAAUAUUGAAAAAUAAGCCAGUGGUAGUGGGGAGAGACGAGUCACUAAAAAAAAAGUCUCCAUAGUAGGCAAGAUAACUCAUGACUGCAUCUGAAAUAAAAAAACCAAAAAAAUUUCUUUAGUACAUAAGUUUGAUGGAUUUGAACGAAGGAAUAAACAAAAUAUUCAUUUUUGAAUUUUUGGUAAAGGUGCAAUCAAAAGACUGAUUUUUGCCAAAAAUUGCUCGUUUUGUUUAAUUAAAAAAUAAGUAAUUAUUGAAAAAAAAAAUCCUUUGUUCAAAUCUAAGAUAAACUUAUGUACCAAAGAAAUCUUUUUGAUUUUUUGAUUUCAUAUGCAGUCAUGAGUUAUCCUGCCUAAUAUGGAGAAUUUGUUUUUAGUGACUCGUCUCUCCCCACUACCACUGGCUUAGUUUUAAAUAUUUUUUAAUGAAAAUUUAGCAGAACAUUCUUGGAAUGAUGCUUAAUCGUGUGACAAAUUUUGAGAAUUUUAAUAACGAAGGUACUCGAAAAAAAAAAUCACAAAAAUAUAUUUUUUAUUCUGUAUUUCAACCGCUUUCGCCCUUAAUAGAAAUAAAAAAAACCUAGCCAUAAUUAUUUUUUUUGUCCAUUGUAGACGUGAACUUUGACAUUAAUAAAAUAAUUGUCAAUUACAA